Messenger RNA from Neltuma alba, 1792 nucleotides. RefSeq names its product sugar transport protein 1-like. Gene Ontology annotation, biological process: monosaccharide transmembrane transport. Lineage: Eukaryota; Viridiplantae; Streptophyta; Magnoliopsida; Fabales; Fabaceae. The transcript has 4 exons. The coding region runs from base 135 to 1673 and encodes 512 amino acids. Gene Ontology annotation, molecular function: monosaccharide transmembrane transporter activity. Gene Ontology annotation, cellular component: membrane. The record is from RefSeq and is a predicted model, not a curated record.
UUGUUUGUUCCACAUGGACGUUUCUAUAUAAAAAAUGUCCCUUUCUCUUCUCCAGUAGGUUUUAGCGCUUUGUAUCUCUGCAUCAACAAAAACAAAGGAAGAAUUUAGAGUUGUAUCACUGUGGUAACUCAAUCAUGAAAGGCGAAGCUAUGGACACUGCAAUGAAAUAUCCAGGCGAACUCACCCCAAGGGUCGUCCUCACUUGCGUCCUUGCAGCCACGGGUGGUUUAAUCUUUGGUUAUGAUCAUGGGGUUUCUGGUGGAGUUACGUCUAUGGAUUCCUUCCUUGAGAAAUUCUUUCCAUCUGUAUACGAACGAGAGUCUAACAUGAAAGCUUCGUCGAAUCAAUACUGUAAAUUCAAUAGUCAGAUCCUGACGCUGUUCACGUCUUCUUUGUAUCUGACUGCUCUAAUUUCCGGUCUUGGUGCAUCCACGAUCACACGAAAGCUAGGAAGGCGUGCGACUAUGAUGAUUGGCGGCGUCUUCUUUGUCACAGGCGCAUUGCUCAAUGGAUUAGCCAUCCGCAUGUGGAUGCUUAUUGUCGGUCGGAUGUUACUUGGUUUUGGUAUUGGAUGUGCCAAUCAGUCUGUGCCCAUCUACGUCUCUGAGAUGGCUCCUUACAAGUACCGAGGAGCUUUAAACAUGUGUUUCCAAUUAUCUAUAACUAUCGGCAUCUUUGGUGCCAACCUUGUGAACUACUACUUUGCCAAAAUAUUGAAUGGUCAAGGAUGGCGUUUGAGCUUAGGGCUAGGAGCAGUCCCUGCUAUUAUUUUCCUUGUGGGGUCCCUUUUCCUUCCCGAUUCACCAAGCUCUCUUGUUGAACGUGACCGUCUUGAAGAAGCCAAACAACAGCUCAUAAAACUCCGUGGUACACCUAACAUUGAUGCAGAGUUUAAUGAUCUAGUUGCUGCUAGAGAGGCCUCAAAGCAGGUGAAACACCCUUGGGCAACCUUGAGGAAGAGGAAGUAUAGGCCUCAGCUUGUGAUGGCAAUAUUAAUUCCCUUCUUCCAGCAAUUCACUGGCCUGAACGUGAUCACAUUCUAUGCUCCCAUCUUGUUCAGAUCAAUUGGCUUUGGAAGCACUGCUUCACUCAUGUCUGCUGUGAUCAUAGGCAGUGUUAAACCUGUCUCAACAUUGAUUUCAAUUCUUGUCGUAGAUAAAUUUGGAAGAAGAACUCUCUUCCUUGAAGGUGGUCUUCAAAUGUUAGUUUGUCAGAUUAUCAUGGCAAUUGCUAUUGGUGUUGAAUUUGGCACAACUGGGAACCCUGGAAAGUUGCCUCAGUGGUAUUCAUUUGUGGUUGUCGCUGUAAUUUGUGUUUAUGUGGCUGGUUUUGCCUGGUCUUGGGGUCCUCUAGGAUGGUUGGUGCCCAGUGAAGUUUUUUCUCUUGAAGUAAGGCCUGCUGCUCAGAGUCUCACAGUUGCUGUGAACAUGAUCAGCACCUUCCUAAUUGCUCAGUUAUUCACAUUAAUGUUGUGUCACCUGAAAUUCGGGCUGUUCAUAUUCUUCGGUUGUUUCGUCGUGAUCAUGACGACUUUCGUGUACAAGUUGGUGCCAGAGACUAAGGGUAUUCCGAUAGAAGAAAUGUCCAGAAUUUGGGAGGAUCAUCCCUUUUGGGGUAGAUUUGUCCGGUCAAGUGAUGAAGGCACUGAUAACUACAAGGGCAUUUCUAAAUGAUAGCUUGUUCAUUGGGUUAUGUUUCAUGUCAAAAAUUUGUGGUGCAGUUAUGAAUGAAUUUGAAAACUUCUUUAUCUCAAGAUUAAUUCUCUUCGUAAUGCACAAGCUUUCCAGUUCAU